CGCGACCCUCAGCGGGGACGGCGGCUCCGUCCGGGGCUUGGGCUGACAGAGCAGCGCCGUACCGGCGGGGCCCGACGGCCGCUCACGGACGGGAACGAACCGGCCCCGCACGUCCCGGGCUCGGCCGAACCGGGAGGACGGGCGGACACCGACAGACAGCACGGCGCCUCCGGCAACGAAAAAAUCCGCUACUGAACUGGAGAGACGGACACGGACGGACAGAUCGUGACGCUGGGAUUAACGGAAAAUCCCUCACACGGAUGGACACAUGGACAGGCAAAGCACGGCUUGGCCGAGAAUUAAUAAAACCGUUACCGGGACAGACAAACCGACGCGGACGGACCUCAAAAGGCUCCGGUAAUUAACGUAGAAAAACAAUCGCUGUUCCUUACCGACACGGACAGAGAGGGUCUCCGUGAUUAACGUGAAAAAUAAAAACAAAACCAAACGUUACGGGGACAGGCAGACCGACAGUCACGACAGAGCAGCGUGCGGUAAUUAACGGAGACGGUUGGGCACAACGCGACUCACGCCGGUAACGAAAAGCCGUUCGGACAGACGGACACGGACCGCUAGAUCACCUCUCCCGUGAGUAACCGAACCUUUCUUACCGGCCGGACAGAUGAACGAGGAUGGAGCCAGACUCCGAUAAUUAACGGGGAAAAAAAAAUCCGUAAUUACCGAGAGGCGCUCCAGUAAUUAAGGAACCCACCAUAGCGGGCAGACAGACGGACAGACAGAGCGGGGAUCCCGAGAUUAACGAAUAAACCAAUCCUUUAACGGGGGGACAGACGAACAGAACGGAAACGCCUCAAGCGCCCGAUUUUAAGGUAAAAAUCUUCGUUAUCUGACGGACGGACACGGCAAGGAACGAAAUAUGUGAGCGAAAAUAUCCCAUUACCGGGUGGACAGACGGACAGGAACGGGGGAGAAAAAUUCCCUUUUCCGGGACGGACAGACAGGCAGAAAAGAGGCCGAUCGGAGGUCCAGGAAUUAAGGCCCGUUACCGGACGGACAGAUCGACAGAAAAAAAGGAUCGAAAAAAAAAAAUAUAACGAAAAAAACCGUUGCCGGCUGAUCAGACGGACAAAAAUCGGAACGAUAGCGGCUCCCGGGCUAGAGUAAAUUCCCGUUACCGGCCAGACAGAAGGACAGGAACGGGACUAAUAAAAAUGAACGAAAAAGACCCCGCUGCCGGCCGGACAAAUGCGGGAGAGAUCGGGGUGCCCAGAGGGGUGAUGAAGCUCCGGUACCGGCCGGACAGAUGGACAUAGCAGAGCGGGGAUCUCGGAAUUGACAAAACCCGGUCGCGAACCGACCGCGGGUAACGGCGGAAUCAACCGGGACUGGCGGACAGAUGGAGGUGCCGGUAAUUCAGGUAAAAUCUCGUUACCGGGAGGAUCCACCGACACAGCCAGGACAGCCCAGGGCUUCCGUGAUGAACGAAAACGCCUCUUCACCGCGACGGAAGGACGGACUGACAACGGAGCGAUCAGGGCUCCCUGAGCGGGGGUAAAUCCCCGUUACCGGGAUGGACGGACGGACAGAAACGGGGCCGAGAGCGGAGGGGAAGCCCCGUUACUCGACAUCGAUCGAGUUUUCGUGACCACGGCAAAGCCGUACUACCGAGACGGACCCAUGGACUCCGCCGGGACCGCUCGGAGCUCCUCUACCGAACGAGGAGUGGGGUCCACGCUGCGAGAGACCCCGGGAGCCAUCGCUGUUACUGAGGGAUGUGGAGUGAGCCGCGUUUCGGGUCGGUGUCAGCGGCAGCGGCGGGGCUGGAACCGACCGGGGGCCGGAGCGAGAAAGAGAUCGGGACCGCGAUCGGGAUCCCGCCGGCGGCGUGGAGCCGUGCCCGGGGUGGCGAUCCGCGUCUCGCCGGGGAUCUCUACGUCGCUAGGGGCAGCAGCGACGGCACCGGGGCCGGGAGCGGCCACGGGAUCGAAUGCGGGGUUCAGCCCGGCCUCGGGUCUCCUGAAAUCGCGGAGAAGGAGGGUCCCGGUUCUCUACCGAGGCUCGCGGCUUCUUUCCGAGCUCCCGGAGCAGCCGCCGGCGGCACACGGAUGUCUCAGCCCCGGUCGCAACGGGGGCGACUCCGACACGACCGGGGCCACUGCAGAACGAUGAUUCCUGGCUUCCAGCGCCGGCCGCGGUUUGGUUUGCUCGGUUCGGUCGGGCACGACUCGCUUUGGGACGGCUCGUCUGCGUUCGGUUCGAUGUGGGCCGAUUCGUCUCCGUUCUACCGGGAGUCGGCGGGGCCCGGAGCCGGGACCCACCCGCAGUGCUCGGCGCGGCUCGGCGGGGCCGGUACGGGUGCCGUUACUGGUGCCCUGGCACUGCUGUGCCCACAGGUCGGGACCCGCAGUGCUCGGCGUCCGUCCCCGCCGGGCGCCUCGGGCCCGCGCCCUCCCUGCAGGAAGCGUCGCAAGUCCCGGACCGCGUUCACGGCGCAGCAGCUGCGGGAGCUGGAGCAGCGAUUCCGGCGGCAGCGCUACCUCUCCCCGGUGGACCGGGACGCGCUGGCGGCUCGGCUGGCGCUCUCCGCCGCCCAGGUCAUCACCUGGUUCCAGAACCGCCGCGCCAAGCUCAAGCGGGACCUGGAGGAGCUGCGGGCGGACGUGGCCUCGCUACAGGCGCUGCCCCCCGCCGCCCUGCAGCAGCUGGCGGGGCUGCCCGAGCCCCCGGGCUCUCCCGGUACCGGCACCGGGACCACAGAGCCCGCCGAGCUCUCGGAGGAGGAGAUCGACGUGGCGGACUGAGCCGAGCACGCUCGGCUCCGCUCAGCUCUGUUCCGAUCCGGUCGGACCGAAACUGCUCCGUUGGGAUCCACGCGGCUCCAUUCGGGCCGACUCGGCUGAGUUCGGAUUCACUCGGGUCGGUUCUAGCCCAGUGAAUUCGUUCGGAUCCACUGGACUCCGUUCGGCUCCGUUCGGGUGCACUCGGGUCCGUUCGGACUGACUCGGCUCCGCCACAUCCGCUCGGCUCGGUUCCGAACGGAGCCGAGCCCAGCCCCGCCCCAUCGGUGCACCCUUUUUCGGCUUUUUUUUUUUUUGUUCGUCUUUCCAUUGUUUGUUUUUAUUUUCUUUUUUUUUUUUUUUCUUUUUUUUGUUUUUAAUUUUAUUUUCUAUCGGCCCCGGUGUAAAUAUUUGCAAUAAAGGCGACACCUUAAUAUGGACCCCAG
Oenanthe melanoleuca is the source of this 3184-nucleotide messenger RNA. RefSeq names its product ladybird homeobox 2 (gene LBX2). The transcript has 2 exons. NCBI's taxonomy places the organism in Eukaryota, Metazoa, Chordata, Aves, Passeriformes, Muscicapidae. The coding region runs from base 1734 to 2762 and encodes 342 amino acids. The record is from RefSeq and is a predicted model, not a curated record. Gene Ontology annotation, biological process: regulation of DNA-templated transcription. Gene Ontology annotation, molecular function: DNA binding; DNA-binding transcription factor activity, RNA polymerase II-specific.